GCGAGGCCUGAGGACACAGCCGCACGCGGCGCCCGCAGCACUCACCUCUGACACACCCGCAACCACCGCCUGCGGUCACAUCGGUGGUUCCUGACCACUGCGCAGCCAGUGGCACUGAAGCGGGCGCAGCAGAAACACGUGGUGAGGAGGUGGUGGGGGGCAGUCGUCCCCUGCGCAGCGAGCGGGGGGCGGCGGCGGCAGCGCAGCAGUGUAAACCAAUGUGGGUGUAGCGCAGUGUAAACAGUGUUAGCUAGGGGGGGUGGGGGUGUGUGGCCCUUACGGGUUGAGCGCAGGAUGCACUUAGGCGAGGAUAUGGGUGACUGCUGGUGGUCAGAACGCGCACUGACGGACCUGCUAGGGGAGCAUCCUGGGGAGUUAGUGCGCACUGGGAGUCCUAACUUCGUGUGCACUAUCCUCCCUCCACACUGGCGAUCGAACAAGACCUUACCCGUAGCCUUCAAGGUGAUCGCCCUUGGCGAGGUGGGCGACGGAACUCUCGUCACCGUACGCGCAGGCAACGACGAGAACUUCUGCGCCGAGCUGCGCAACAACUCGGCCGUCAUGAAGAACCAGAUCGCCAAAUUCAACGACCUGCGCUUCGUCGGGCGCUCCGGGAGAGGAAAGAGCUUCAACCUGACCAUCACCAUCAGCACUUCGCCGCCUCAGGUCACCACGUACUGCAAGGCCAUCAAGGUGACGGUCGACGGUCCUAGAGAACCCCGCUCCAAGGCCCAUGCAUCGUCUUCCAUGAGCCUGGGUACAAGCGAGGGUCACUGGUCCUCCUACAGCGGGUCACACUACUCUUCUUAUAUCCCAGGUCAUCUGACUGGAGGCAACCGUCCUCUACAGAGUGGGUUUUCCUCCCCACAAAAACCCGGGUUACAGAGUGACCUCACCACAAGGAACCCCCCCGACUCCACCUCCUUGCACCUCUCAUCAGGUGUUAUGGAGAACUCCCCCAGCUCCGGGGGUGACUACGAAGGUCUGGGGUCGCUGCCUGGGGCCGGACACUCCCCGCCUCGCCACGAGUACAUGCUGGCGCGUUACUCUUCGCCAGAUCCUCGCCACAAUACCCAGAGCGCAGACCCUCGCCAGGACCUUUCCUGCGCACCUUACACGCCCCCCGCUACCUCCUCCAACGCCGCCGCCGCCUCCUCCAGCGUGGGCGGCCUCCUGGCGGGGGCGUCAUCCUCCACGGGCGGCGGCGCAGGUGGCGGUGUGAUACCAGCGACAGGGACAGUAGGUGGCACUGGUACCUACCCUGGGUACCUAGGUUCCGGCUACUACACUGCCACCACCACGGCGCAAGGGUACCUAUCCCCUAGCGUAUCCCUGCUAUACCCACACUUGUACCCACAGCAGGGGCAGCUAUCCCUACUUGACCCCCGUCAAGCGCCCACGGACCAGUACACGGCCGCCAGUACCACCGGUCAGAGAGACUACAGUCGUAACGAUGGGUACCGUGACAUGUCUGGUACUGGGGCGACCACCCCAGUACCCCACCAAGGCAUGAUAAAUGCCCACAUGACGCCAGAUGAUACCCUCCACGCUGCCCACGUUCACGAUCGCUACAUGAGCAAUGGUACACGCGCCGGAGGUCCCUCCCCGAAUGAUCCAUCCGUGUGGAGGCCGUAUUAGUGAAUAAGAUGGUGGUAUUAGUGAGCAAGAUGGUGGAAUUAGUGAGCAAGAUGGUGGUAUUAGUGAGCAAGAUGGUGGAAUUAGUGAGCAAGAUGGUGGAAUUAGUGAGCAAGAUGGUGGAAUUAGUGAGCAAGAUGGUGGUAUUAGUGAGCAAGAUGGUGGAAUUAGUGAGCAAGAUGGUGGAAUUAGUGAGCAAGAUGUGGUAUUAGUGAGCAAGAUGGUGGAAUUAGUGAGCAAG
Cherax quadricarinatus is the source of this 1876-nucleotide messenger RNA. The record is from RefSeq and is a predicted model, not a curated record. Lineage: Eukaryota; Metazoa; Arthropoda; Malacostraca; Decapoda; Parastacidae.